Bubalus bubalis (water buffalo) is the source of this 1694-nucleotide messenger RNA. It is a transcript of the gene TMEM167A, whose product is annotated as transmembrane protein 167A. The record is from RefSeq and is a predicted model, not a curated record. The transcript is spliced from 5 exons. Gene Ontology annotation, biological process: intracellular transport; protein secretion. The coding region runs from base 144 to 413 and encodes 89 amino acids. Lineage: Eukaryota; Metazoa; Chordata; Mammalia; Artiodactyla; Bovidae.
CCCGAGACCCGCGCCUCAGGAGGGGGUACCCUGACAGGCCCAACCAGACCGCGGGAAGGGGAGAGAAAGGCAAGCCGGCCGUGCACGCCUCUUCCGCCCUGGGCCCGGAAGGGUGAUGUGGCUGGGGCUUCGCCGGCCUCACUAUGUCUGCCAUUUUCAAUUUUCAGAGUCUGUUGACUGUAAUCUUGCUGCUUAUAUGUACCUGUGCUUAUAUCCGAUCCUUGGCACCCAGCCUCCUGGACAGAAAUAAAACUGGGUUGUUGGGUAUAUUUUGGAAGUGUGCCAGAAUUGGUAAGAUGCAGUCGCCUUCUGCUUCUCCAGGAGAUUCUCCAAGGCCAGAAGGAGAACGGAAGAGUCCGUAUGUUGCAGUGUGCUGUAUCGUGAUGGCCUUCAGCAUCCUUUUCAUACAGUAGCUUGGGAAAAUGCCAGAAUUCUUCAGUCGCCAUCAGAUUUAAAUAUGACAAAAAAGGACUGAUCUGCUGAAAAUAGUGGAAAGAAUGGUUAACCCUUUUAUCUCUGAACAUUGAAUGAGCUACACUUGCAGCUGCUGCUCUCUAUUUUUGUUAUUGGACCAAUGUUCUAUAUAAAUAAUUAGGCUGUAACAUUUAAUACUCAGAGUUGAAAUGUGUCUGUAACAAUCAACCUCAGUACUGUCGCUACAAUAUUACAUUCUGCAUAUGUCAUUCUGUUGUGCUAGAUACCAGUUUUUAGUGAGGUAUCUUUAAGGCACAUAGUAGAAAACAAAAUUGGUAAAUUAUCCAAGUUCCUUUCACUGUGAUUUGGAAAUGAUAAAUCUUUAUAGAAUGAGACCUUUUUUUCGGACUAGCUUUUUUAUUGGAAAAAAAAAGGUUCAAUUUGUGUUGGUAAGGAUUGCAUUCAUAUUUAAUAAUGCUGGCUUUUCCUCUGGCCAUACCAUUUUGAGCAUUAACCAGAGUACCUCUACUCUUAGCAAUCUGUAGUUUAUUACAGGUGUUUAAACUAUUUAAAACAAGCCUAUGUAGUUAGUUCUUAAGGAGGAAGAUAGAUGUGACUUAAGAGAAAAUGUUAAGACUAUUGAGAAAAUGCUCCUAUUUAACAUAAAAUAAUUCAGAAUACCUGACUGGUGUUAUUAUCUCUGAAACCUCUGGUUAAGUAUGGAUAAAUGUCUUAAGCAAAAAUUUGACCAGCUGUCCUUCUCCAAAUAAGACUACAUGCUUAGAGUAAAAAGAGCUAAACAGAACAAUUACAGAAUGAUAAUCUUGGAUGUGUUUUUCAUUCUUUUUAGUGUUAGGUCUGUACAUUUUUAAUUACCCCAAAAUACAAACUGUGUUUUUGUUUAUUUAAUACAUUGCCCUCAAUCUAGUUUAUGUUUUCUAUAUCAACUUGAACUGGAAUCUUGUGUAACUUAGUAAGUGAUGAUAAACAGCUUUCAAAUCUACUUACCAUAUGCCAUGACAUAAAUGUCUUUGAGUUUUGUUGAUAAAGGAAAACCUUCAGUAAUUUUCAUCCAGGCAACAGGAAUUUUGGAAAUGCGAAUUACAGAUUUUGUAGUAGAGCAAUUAUUACACAUUUAUGGUUAACAUUUAAGGUUCAACCAAAAUUCAGUUAAAAUUUCAAAACUAAGCAGAGCUUCUUAGCUAAAAAUUGCCUGUUAACAGUUUUAAUUAGAUACUGUUGUCAGCUAUUAAUUGCCAUAAAGAUAAGACUAAACCUUU